Ictalurus punctatus (channel catfish) is the source of this 4685-nucleotide messenger RNA. RefSeq names its product ATPase plasma membrane Ca2+ transporting 1a (gene atp2b1a). Gene Ontology annotation, biological process: calcium ion transmembrane transport; regulation of cytosolic calcium ion concentration. Gene Ontology annotation, molecular function: PDZ domain binding; P-type calcium transporter activity; ATP hydrolysis activity. The transcript is spliced from 22 exons. The record is from RefSeq and is a predicted model, not a curated record. Gene Ontology annotation, cellular component: intracellular membrane-bounded organelle; membrane. NCBI's taxonomy places the organism in Eukaryota, Metazoa, Chordata, Actinopteri, Siluriformes, Ictaluridae. The coding region runs from base 427 to 4212 and encodes 1261 amino acids.
ACAUACAUUCAUACAUACAUACAUAUCCAGCUCGGGAACUGUUUUAGCCCUUUCUUUAACGUUAGCUAGCCAAAUUGGCUAGCACUGGGGAACUACAAGUCAAGCCAAGCCAAGUGAAUGGACUGGUCCGGUUUUUAAAAAGAAAAAGAAAAAACAAGAACUACCCAGUAGAUCUGUAUGGAUUGUGUUCUGCGACACUCCUGUCAGCAUGAACGAAUGAGCUUAUGCAACAAGCUGAGGGGAAAUGGCUUUUGAAUUGUCUCAGUCCUGCCACGUACAGUCCGUCCUCCUCCUCCUCGGUCCCUGAAGGACGUCAGCUGUUUAUGGGAACUACUGGCAUCGGUCUCCUGAGGAUUUAGCUCUCCUUUCGGGACGCCAUCCCCAUCCCCCCUCCUCCUCCAUCCCGCCCUCGCGCUCCACAGCGACAUGGCUAACAACUCGUACACCGGCGUGAAGAACUCCGUAGCGGAGCCCAAUCACGAUGGGGAAUUCGGCUGCUCGCUCAAAGAGCUGCGCUCGCUCAUGGAACUGCGGGGGGCCGAGGGAUUACACAAAAUCCAGGAUUGUUACGGGGACGUCAACGGACUCUGCGGCAGACUGAAAACGUCGCCUAUAGAUGGUUUAAGCGGGAACCCUGCCGAUAUCGAAAGCAGAAAAUUAGCGUUUGGACAGAACUUUAUACCUCCGAAAAAGCCAAAAACCUUUCUUCAAUUAGUAUGGGAAGCAUUACAAGACGUAACGUUGAUUAUUCUAGAAGUGGCAGCCAUAAUUUCAUUAGGCCUUUCUUUUUAUAGACCUCCGGAUUUAGAGGAUAAAAAAUGCGGGGAGGGAGCAGGAGGCGCAGAAGACGAGGGCGAGUCCGAGGCAGGAUGGAUCGAGGGAGCGGCCAUCCUCCUCUCUGUUGUCUGCGUGGUGCUAGUGACGGCUUUUAACGACUGGAGUAAAGAGAAGCAGUUCCGUGGCUUACAGAACCGCAUCGAACAAGAGCAGAAGUUUACAGUGAUGCGCGCUGGGCAAGUCAUUCAGAUCCCCGUGGCUGAGAUUGUAGUCGGGGAUAUUGCACAAAUCAAAUACGGUGACCUCUUACCUGCCGACGGCGUUCUCAUCCAAGGGAACGAUCUUAAAAUCGACGAGAGCUCUCUGACGGGAGAAUCGGACCACGUGAAGAAACUGCUGGAUAAAGAUCCCAUGCUGUUGUCAGGUACCCAUGUCAUGGAGGGCUCUGGAAAAAUGGUCGUCACUGCCAUCGGAGUCAACUCCCAGACCGGAAUCAUCUUCACGUUACUGGGGGCAGGAGAGGACGACGACGACGACGAGGAGAAAGAGGAGAAGAAGAAAGAAAAAGAGAGGAAGAAGGAGAAGAAAAACAAAAAGCAAGACGGCUCUGUGGAGAACAGAAAGAAAGCUAAAGCCCAGGAUGGAGCUGCAAUGGAAAUGCAGCCCCUGAACAGCGACGAAGGAGCAGAUGCAGAUGAGAAGCGCAAAGCCAACUUGCCCAAAAAAGAGAAAUCCGUUCUCCAAGGGAAGCUGACUAAACUAGCAGUCCAAAUUGGCAAAGCAGGUCUGGUGAUGUCCGCCAUCACCGUCAUAAUCCUGGUGGUGUUGUUUAUAGUGAACACCUUUUGGGUGCGAGGGCUUCCGUGGGAGAAAAGCUGCACGCCAAUAUACGUCCAGUAUUUCGUCAAGUUCUUCAUCAUCGGCGUGACCGUCUUGGUGGUGGCCGUCCCUGAGGGCCUGCCUCUUGCCGUCACUAUUUCACUGGCUUACUCUGUCAAAAAAAUGAUGAAGGACAACAAUUUGGUGAGGCAUUUAGAUGCCUGCGAGACCAUGGGCAAUGCUACUGCCAUCUGUUCAGAUAAGACAGGCACUCUGACCAUGAACAGGAUGACUGUGGUGCAGGCUUACAUCGCAGAUCAGCACUACAGGAAGGUCCCUGAGCCGGAAGUAAUCCCUGCCAGCAUCAUGGACCUGCUCGUUCUGGGCAUCAGCGUCAACAGUGCUUAUACCACCAAGAUCCUGCCUCCCGAGAAGGAGGGAGGUCUAUGUCGUCAGGUGGGCAACAAAACCGAAUGUGCCUUGCUCGGCUUCGUGUUGGACCUGAAAAAAGACUACCAAGCAAUCCGCAACGAGAUCUCCGAGGAGAAGCUCUAUAAAGUUUACACGUUCAACUCUGUCAGGAAAUCCAUGAGCACCGUGUUGAAGAACGCUGACGGAAGCUUCCGGAUGUUUAGCAAAGGAGCCUCGGAAAUUCUACUCAAGAAAUGUUCCAAGAUCCUCACAGCGACCGGUGAGAGUAAGGUGUUCCGGCCCAGAGACAGGGAUGACAUGGUGAAGAAAGUGAUCGAGCCCAUGGCCUCUGAAGGCCUGAGGACAAUAUGCCUGGCCUACAGAGACUUCCCCGCUUCAGAAGGGGAACCCGACUGGGAAAACGAGGCCGAUAUACUCACCAGACUCACCUGUUUGUGCGUGGUGGGCAUCGAGGACCCAGUCAGACCGGAAGUCCCCGACGCGAUCAGGAAGUGCCAGCGUGCCGGGAUCACAGUACGUAUGGUCACCGGGGACAACAUCAACACGGCUCGCGCCAUAGCGUCCAAGUGCGGCAUCCUGCAGCCCGGAGACGACUUCCUCUGCCUGGAAGGUAAAGAAUUCAACCGGCGGAUACGCAACGAGAAGGGAGAGAUCGAACAGGAGAGGAUCGAUAAAAUAUGGCCUAAACUCCGAGUCCUGGCGAGAUCGUCUCCGACAGACAAGCACACGUUGGUUAAAGGUAUCAUCGACAGCACUGUUCUAGAACAGAGGCAAGUAGUAGCGGUAACAGGAGACGGUACAAACGACGGCCCUGCCUUGAAAAAGGCCGAUGUCGGAUUCGCUAUGGGCAUCGCGGGCACAGACGUAGCUAAAGAGGCUUCCGACAUCAUUCUCACCGACGACAAUUUCUCCAGCAUCGUCAAAGCUGUCAUGUGGGGCCGCAACGUCUACGACAGCAUCUCCAAAUUCCUGCAGUUCCAGCUCACGGUCAACGUAGUGGCCGUGAUCGUGGCCUUCACCGGAGCGUGCAUCACACAGGAUUCUCCAUUGAAAGCAGUACAGAUGUUGUGGGUAAAUCUGAUCAUGGACACCUUCGCAUCGCUAGCUCUGGCCACCGAACCUCCCACGGAGUCUCUGCUGCUGAGGAAGCCGUACGGCCGGAACAAACCCCUCAUCUCCAGAACCAUGAUGAAGAACAUCCUGGGCCAUGCCGUCUACCAGCUCACCGUCAUCUUCACUCUGUUGUUUGCAGGUGAAAGGCUGUUCGACAUCGACAGCGGCCGUAACGCCCCUCUCCACGCUCCGCCCUCCGAGCACUACACCGUCGUCUUCAACACCUUCGUGUUGAUGCAGCUCUUCAACGAGAUCAACGCCCGCAAGAUCCACGGCGAGAGGAACGUCUUCGACGGUAUCUUCAACAACCUCAUCUUCUGCUUCAUCGUCUUCGGCACGUUCAUCAUCCAGUUCGUCAUCGUGCAGUUUGGAGGCAAGCCCUUCAGCUGUGUGGCUCUUACCAUCGACCAGUGGCUCUGGUGCGUCUUCUUAGGCUGUGGCUCCCUGCUCUGGGGUCAGGUGAUCUCCUCCAUCCCGACCAGCCGCCUGAAGUUCCUGAAGACGGCCGGUCACGGAACUCAGAAGGAGGAGAUUCCAGACGAGGAGCUGGAGGACAUGGAGGACCUGGAAGAGAUCGACCACGCCGAGCGUGAGCUCCGCAGGGGGCAGAUACUCUGGUUCCGAGGCCUGAACAGGAUACAGACUCAGAUGGAUGUAGUGAGUGCGUUCCAGAGCGGCACUUCCUUUCAGGGGGCCCUCAGGCGUCACCCCUCGAGCACCAGCCAACAGCACGAUAUCCGAGUAGUGAAUGCAUUCCGCAGCUCCCUGUCCCCCUAUGAGGGGCUGGAGAAGCCCGAGUCGCGCAGCUCAAUCCACAACUUCAUGACCCACCCGGAGUUCCGGAUAGAGGACUCGGAGCCCCACAUCCCCCUCAUCGACGACACGGAUGCCGAGGACGACGCCCCCACGAAGAGAAACGCCACCCCCACACCCCCUCCACCUCCCUCUCCGUCGCCCAACCAGAACAAUAACGCCGUGGACAGUGGCGUCCACCUCUUCUUAGACAACAGCAAGCCGGCCACGCCCUCGGCCCCGGCGAGCCCCAUGCACAGCGUGGAGACGUCCCUCUGAUCGGCUCCGCCCUCCCCAAACCGACCCCACCCUCCCUCCCUCCCUCCACACUCUGAGCCACACCCACCUGCCGUCUCUACAGACACCUGUGCUCGCUCAGCGGACUCAUGGGCGCGGAGCCGUGCGUGAUCUGGGAGCUUGACUGAAGCAAGAGCAAGCGCUCACCACAGCGUAGGGUGUGGUUGUGAUGAUUACCUUUUUUUUGUUGUUGUUGUUGUUGCUGUUGUCUUAUUUUAUUCUCAAUAUCCUCUCGGAGAGGGAAGGACUCUAUUUCCACCUCUGCUUAUAAAAUCUUUCUGUCCCCUUUGUGGAAACGGAGGGAUUGUUCAUUCAGAUUGAAAGUGACCUGUAUUUUUUAUUAUUAUUAUUAUUAUUAUUUAAUUAUUAAUAUUCUAAUACUGAGGAGGCGAUUGGUCUCUCCAAGGCUUGCAGAUGAUUAGCCGUAAGAAUUAAAUUUUUUUUUCCCCCCCUCC